Molecule: messenger RNA, 3801 nt
Organism: Silurus meridionalis
Lineage: Eukaryota; Metazoa; Chordata; Actinopteri; Siluriformes; Siluridae
Product: NLR family CARD domain-containing protein 3-like
Molecular function (GO): protein binding
Source: RefSeq, a predicted model, not a curated record
GUUGAGUGUAAAAAGAAGAAGGUUUCAGGAGAAAAACACAGUGUACAGGUUCCUCUGUAGCAGUAGAAAUGUCCUCCAGAAUGAGCAACUCUGUGAAACAGGACAUAAAGAAAGAUGAGAGUCUGAUUCAGGGUAAGAGAUCAGACUCACCUGAACCCAGCUGUGUGUCCAUGAAGAGUGAUGAGUCAAUGUAUCAGCCAAUAUACUUUAAAGACACAGACUGUACUACUGAUCUGAGACUGCAGAAGAAGAAAUCAAAGAUCACUGAGAAGAGUCAUUUAGAGGCCAUAUUCAAGGAUCUGGAGCACAAAGUCAUCACUCUGCUACAGAAUGAACUGAAGAGAUAUAAGAAGCUCCUGAGUCCAGAUUACCCAGCAUGCUCUGAGAGGGAGGUGGAGGAUGAGGAGGAUCAGAGCAGUGUCAGAGAGGGAGUGCUGAAGAUCACACUGCACUUCCUGAAGAACAUGAAGCACACAGAUCUCGCUAACACACUGCAGAACAAACUCGUCUCUGUGUACCAGCGAAAACUCAAAUCCAAACUGAGAGAGAAAUGUAGAAUUACUGAAGGAAUCUCACAGCAUGGAAGCUCAGCACUUCUGAAUGAGAUCUACACAGACCUCUACAUCACAGAGGGUUGGAGUGGAGACAUCAAUAAUCAACAUGAGGUGAGACAGAUUGAGACAGUGUCCAGGAGACCAGCAACACAGGAGACACCCAUCAAAUGUAAUGAUCUCUUUAAAGACAAGUCCAUCAGAAGUGUGCUGACUAAAGGAGUUGCUGGAAUUGGAAAAACAGUCUCUGUGCAGAAGUUCAUUCUGGACUGGGCUGAAGGAAAAGCAAAUCAGGACGUCACCUUCAUGUUUCCACUUCCCUUUAGAGAGCUGAAUCUGAUGAAGCAGAAACAUCUCAGUCUGAUGGAUCUUCUUCAUCACUUUUUCCCAGAAAUAAAAGAAUUACGAUUAAUAGACUGUGAGAGGAAUAAAGUGGUGUUGAUCUUUGAUGGUCUGGAUGAGUGUCGACUUCCUCUAAAUUUCCAGAACAAUGAGAGAUUGUGGGAUGUGACAGAAUCAGCCUCAGUGGAUGUGCUGCUGACGAACCUCAUCAAGGGGAAUCUGCUUCCCUCUGCUCUCCUCUGGAUCACCUCUCGACCAGGAGCAGCCAAUCAGAUCCCUCCUGAGUGUGUAGACCAGGUAACAGAGGUACGAGGGUUCAGUGAUCCUCAGAAAGAGGAGUACUUCAGGAAGAGGAUCAGUGAUCAGAGCCUGGCCAAUGAAAUCAUCACACACAUGAAGUCUUCAAGAAGCCUCUACAUCAUGUGUCACAUCCCAGUCUUCUGCUGGAUCUCAGCCACUGUUCUAGAGGGAAUGUUGGGUGAAGCAGAGAGUGGAGAGAUCCCCAAGACUCUGACUCAAAUGUUCACACACUUCCUGAUCUUUCAGAUCAAACACAAGGACCAAAAGUACCAUCAGAAAUGUGACCCUGAUCCUCAGCAGACCAGAGAGAGUAUCCUGGCACUGGGAAAACUGGCUUUCCAACAGCUGGAGAAAGGAAACCUGAUCUUCUAUGAGGAAGACCUGAGAGAGUGUGGCAUUGAUGUCAGAGAAGUGUCAGUGUACUCAGGAGUGUGUACUCAGAUCUUCAGAGAGGAGUUUGGGCUUCACCUGGGGAAGGUGUUCAGCUUUGUACAUCUGAGUGUUCAGGAGUUUCUGGCUGCUUUAUACACAUUUCUCUCCUUCAUCAGCAGAAAUGUAACAGAACAACAAACCACUGAUCUGUCUGAUCUUUUCACCAAAUCAAACAUGUCUGAUUUCCUGAGUUGUGCAGUGGACAAGACCUUACAGAGUCAGAAUGGACACCUGGACCUGUUCCUUCGCUUCCUUCUGGGUCUCUCACUGGAGUCCAAUCAGACUCUCUUACGAGACCUACUGCCCCAGACAGGAAGUAGCUCUCACAGCAAACAGGAAACAGUCGAGUACAUCAAGGAGAAGAUCAGAGAAAAUCCAUCUCCGGAGAAAUCCAUCAAUCUGUUCCACUGUCUGAAUGAACUGAAUGAUGAUUCUCUAGUACAGGAAAUACAACGUUACCUGAACAAAGAAGGUUACUGGUGUUUUAAUAAAGUCAGACUCUCUCCUGAUCAGUGGUCUGCUCUGGUGUACGUGUUGCUGAGCUCAGAAGAGAAUCCAGAGUUGUUUAUUUUUAAAAAAUACCAGUUAUCAGAUGAAUGUCUUCAAAAGCUGCUGCCAGUCAUUGAAACAUCAAGAAAAGCAGAGCUGCGUUGGUGUAAUCUGACAGAGGAAAGCUGUAAAGUUCUAUCCUCAGUUCUCCGCUCAAAAUCCUCCAGUCUGAGAGAACUGGACCUGAGUUGCAAUUAUGAACUGAAGGAUUCAGGAGUGAAGCUGCUCUGUGCUGGACUGGAGAAUCCACACUGUACACUGGAGAUACUGGAUCUUUCUCAGUGUAUGCUUACAGAGAAAAGCUGUAGAAUUCUGUCCUCAGUUCUCAGUUCAAACUCCUCCAGGCUGAGAGACCUGAACCUGAGUGAGAAUAAACUGCAGGAUUCAGGAGUGAAGCUGCUCUCUGCUGGACUGGAGAAUCCACACUGUACACUGGAGAUACUGAGGGUGGUGGGCUGCAGUAUUACAGUUGAAGGUUUUGCUACUCUGGUCUCAGCUCUGAGGUCAAACCCUUCAUCACACCUGAGAGAACUGCAUGUGUACUGGAAUAAACCAGGAGAAACAGGAGUGAAGCUGCUCUCUGAUCUACUGAAGGAUCCACACUAUAAACUGGAAAAAAUCCAGUUGGAGCAGUUUUUCAGUCUCACAUGUAGAAGAUAAAUGAUAAAAAUUAGAAAUCAUAAAAAUAAUGCAGGACAGAAACAAGAACAUAAGGUGAAACUCAUUCAGAUUUUUAUUCAGAAUGUAUCGAUAAUGAAGUUAGAAUUCUGUUUGGUUCUGGUUAAUCAGAAGGUCAAUGUAAGAAUGUACCUUUUGUAACUUUGAAUUCAUCUUAUCAAACAAUUUAAGUAACAAAUGUGCAAUAUGUUCUAUCAUGUAACUUGAGUAUGUAUAUAUAAAAAUCAGUGGUGGGCCAUGCAUUUGGUACCUGGGUCUUCAGUGGGGACGUACCCGACUUAAUCCACCUCUUAAUACCACCGCUGUCAUGUUAUUAUGCAAUUACAGAAACCAUCAAUACAAUACAAAAAUACAAUAUAGCAACACGUGGAUAAGUUUCUUUUCUAAUUAUGCUGAUGUACGCUCUGGUCCAUAAGUAUUUAGUCAAUGCAGUUAUCUUUUUUUUUUUUUUAAUGAUCAAAAGAAAAUUGUAGGAUAUGAAAGAAUAGACUCCUGAUCCAAAACAUACUACAUUAUCUGUGAAACUAUACUUGAUAAAUUAUGUAAAAAUUAUAAGAUUGCGCUUCACCGUACAGAGGGAUAAUCCCUUAUAAUACACCGUGAAAGCAAUCUAAAAUCACCUUAAGUCUCUAUUAGUCUUUUAGUCACCUGAGCUUAACCCUAAACAAAAUCAACAUAGGCCUAGAGAAGCAUCUCUGGGGAAAACUCUCAACAUUUAGAUUUGUAUGGAUUCCAGAUUUUAGGCAGUCUUUGGCUACACAGACUUUGCAUACAACUAUAAAAUAUCUUAUAUUUGUAAUUGAUAUGUUGCCCAACUUUUGAUCCUGGGUAAAUUACAAAUACCUUGCUUAAACCCACAUUAUACACUUAUCACAUUUUAAAUGCUUUGAAUUGAAACUUUACAUACAUUGUGUAACUUUUGUGCAACUGAAUUGUCAAUUAAAAUAAA